AUGGAAAAAGAGCUUUGAAGAACAGAGCAAAAUAUUAAAGAAGAUGAUUGGGAAAUAUUGAAUGAUAAUGAGCAGAAUGAAUGCACUAAAAGCAGCAAUGAUUGAAAGCAGCAAGAGCAGUAUUGAAGAUCACAACAAAAUUCAUGAAAUCAAAAACUAAAAGAUUAUAAAGAGCAAGAAAACUAUUGACUGUCUCAAGCUUCCUACUGGAGCCAAUUCAGUAAUUCCAAGCCUUAA
This is a messenger RNA of Blepharisma stoltei, 237 nucleotides long. The record is from the annotation of a GenBank genome assembly. Lineage: Eukaryota; Ciliophora; Heterotrichea; Heterotrichida; Blepharismidae.